Messenger RNA from Glossina fuscipes, 2627 nucleotides. RefSeq lists its product as uncharacterized. NCBI's taxonomy places the organism in Eukaryota, Metazoa, Arthropoda, Insecta, Diptera, Glossinidae. The transcript is spliced from 2 exons. Bases 389 to 694 code for a protein of 101 amino acids. The record is from RefSeq and is a predicted model, not a curated record.
AAAUUUAAAUUAAAAAAAUCUGUGGCACAAAGAGAAAAUUACUAAAAUAUUUUAUGGUGUAAUGGUGCGAUAUAAAGGUUCGUUAAAGCAUUGAACAUUUAUAUUCUAAGUUUAUAAAAGUGAUUUUGUUUAAUUAAAAAAUUUUCAAUUAUUUGUGUUUCUAUUAUUUUGUGUUGACUUUUUUUAAAGAAGUAAACAAUAUGGCACGGAUAUUAAAUGCCAAACGAUAAGCGAAAUCAAUCUUUAAACUAAACAUUUUCAUCAAACUGAAUAAAGUUUUUUGAAGGUUUACGUAAAAAACGUAAACUAGAGGAAGAGCAAUGCAAAUGAUCACAGAAAAAGCGCAUAAAAACAAUAGUAAGACGAAACUCUUAGGAUGCAGCUUUGAAUGCGGGCUAGUAUGGUAUUUCGGCGGCCUGAAAAAAAUUACAAAUAUAAAAUCGAAACACAAUCGAAAUGUGGACAUUAUUCAGUUUCAAUAUCAGCUUUCAUCGUACCAGCUAUAACAAGUCCUCAGACUAGUGCUAUCAGCUCCAAUGUAAACAGUUGGAAUAUACAGCAAAACGUGCGGUUACUUCACAAACCAGACCGUAUAGGCAUUUUAAUUGACAGUAGUCUCUUUUUCGAUUUAAAGUGUGCUGGCCAAGCUCGCUUAGCAAAUUUAUCCACUUCGAAAAAUCCCUACUGGGAUUGAUGGUGUCUGAUGAUCGAUUUCCAAUUUCUAAUUCAUGGCUAUUGGCAACAAGAGAUAAACAUACCGAGCAUUAAGAAGAAAAUUUGGAUAAGCUAUUUAUAUUUUUCUGCGAAGUUGAAAGUAACCUUAACGAAUGUGGUCUUUCGACCAGUGAAGAUGUCAUUUGUGAGCAAUACUUUUAAUAUCAACAAAUUGCAUUAUUCAGAUGCUAAGCGUUCCAAAAGUAAUAGAAACCCAAGUACUUGGAAAUUUUUGCGAGUGUGCUUUUCAGCGGUUUAAUCGUUAGGAAGAGAAAUCGAAAGGCAUUACACAGCGUUUAUGAACGAAAUAGAACUGAAUCACGUGUCGAUGGUCACAUCCCCCCCAAAUAUCAACACCCAUCACAAACCACAUGGUUGUUUACUAAAGCAAGACGCCACAAAAACCAAAUUGAUACCGCUUCCCAUUUUUCAUUAAAUAACAUUUCACUCCGAUCCCUUAAUCCAAGCAAAGCUAUAAACAAACAUUUACAUCACACAUUCAACAUAGCUUUGAGCGGUGAUACUCACAACAUGUACCGGUAUCUAACGGUUUCUCAGCUAGAUGAUUAUUGACAGGGCAUUUUUUGGAAACAUAACACACAUGAUGACAUCGAAAUCUACAAACUGCCACAUAGGUCAGCAGCCUUUUAGCGGUUCGUGCUUUGCAACACCCUUCGAUUGAUGGAAGGAGCUCUUUUGCGUUGGCUUCUGAAGUUGUAAGACGAGAUUUUUACGUUGAUGACUUAAUCUCUGGUGUUAGUUCCAUUAGUCAAGCAAUUAAAGUAAAACUAAGAGCUUUAGUUUCAUAAUUCGAAUAUUUUGCUUAAACGAUCAAGCAAUUUUACCUAAUGUUUCACAAUCAGAUUGUGAACAGUUGCUCAAAUUUCGUUAUACAAUUAACGUAACUAAAUCUUUAAAUCUUGUUUGGCAUCCUAAAAACCAGUAUUUAAAAUUUUUUGUUUUCUCCUAGGCUAGUAGCAACCUAGCGUACCGUAUUGUCUAUCAUAAUUUACCUCUUUGGUCCCCUACGUCCGCUUAGCCUAAUAACUAACAAGGCCAAAAUAUUCAGGCAGAUUUUGUGAAAGAACAAUCUGCAAUGGGAUGAAAGCUUGUAACAAUCAUUAUGUGAUUGGAGAUCAGACAGACAGACUUUUAAAAAUAUGUUAUAUUUGUAAACCUAUAUUUGUUUGCUAAAUUCUAUGACGAUUUUCGGUAGUUCUAAUGAUCGAAGUUAGUGAUGCGUGAUAAAAAGCUUUUUUUUUGGCUUUUGGUUUUUGGGUAGAUGACGAGUAAUGGUUACGUUUUUAUAAGAAAGAACGAAAAUAUUAAACGAGAGAUCAUUUGAGAUUUUAAUAAAAUUCGACGUUUGAAAGUUUGUUUAAACGGCAACGUUGAAAGUAUAUGAAAAUCUUCAUUGUUCGUAAUAUAAGCAUAAAAAAUUUUGGGGUGUAAUUUUAGAACACACGUGGUUGCAAGGGACUCUUGUGCUUUUUUUUUUUUUAAGUUGUGAAACGGCAAAAAUGGUGGUGGGUAUUGCUUCCAUAUGUAAUGAAAGCGAAAAUGGAAAACAUUACCAUUUGACAAUGCUAUCUUUAUCUAUAAGUUACUUCUGCUCUAAGUUAGCCAUUAAUUGAACACCGUUUUUUUGUAAACAUAAAAGAAACGAAAUGCUGUCGUCCAAAUUGCAGCAAAUUGGAAUAUAGAAUAACGUAAGUAUAUAUAGUAAAUCAUAUUAGUAAAUUAUAUGCAUACGCUGUGAACACAUAAAGAACGUCUACUGCAGUCUGCGAAUAAACACCAAAGUCUGUUAAGAGAUUCAUGAAAAGAAAAGGGAACUGUAUAAGAGCAAUCCAGAAAAAAAGUAUAGGGAAAAAUCCCAAAAAUUAUAUAAUGCGAACAAUAGCGAGUUAGAA